This is a messenger RNA of Gossypium arboreum, 1416 nucleotides long. RefSeq lists its product as uncharacterized. The transcript is spliced from 2 exons. The record is from RefSeq and is a predicted model, not a curated record. Bases 106 to 996 code for a protein of 296 amino acids. NCBI's taxonomy places the organism in Eukaryota, Viridiplantae, Streptophyta, Magnoliopsida, Malvales, Malvaceae.
CAAAUUAUACUUUUCCUCACAUAACACAAUUCCCUUCAUUAUUUCCCAUUCUCUAUCUUUCUCUUUCUUUAAUCUUAAAUUUCUACAUUUUCUUUCUUCUUUCACAUGGAUAUCAUCAUACCUCCCUGCAAUCAUACAUCUCACUUGUCCGUCAUACUUCUUUGGGAGACUGAAGAGAGUCGUUGUGAAGAAUGUGGAGGGGAAAUCUCUGGUACUGCCUUUACUUGUAAUUAUUGCAAGGUUUGGAAGCACAUUUCAUGUGCGGAUAAACUGAAUCGUGAUCCGCCUCUUGAGAUUAUUCACCCUCUCCACUUGCAACACCGACUUCAACUAGAAUGGAGUUAUCAUAGCGAUUUCAUUUGUGAUAAAUGUUUGUAUAUAUCUACUGGUUAUAUAUACAGAUGUUUUCCAUGUAAUCCCAUUCUUGAUCUCACAUGUGCUUCUUCGGUCAGUGGUCAGCUGCCUAAAGAUCAAGAGCCAUUGAGAUUUAAAGAUGGAAAGAAAAAGACAAUCUUCCACUACAGCCACAGUCACGAUCUGGAAUUCUUCAAAUAUAGGAAGGUACGCGAAGAAGACUAUGAUUGUUUUUGGUGUGAAAGACAUCUACUGCCAUCAGAAGUGUGCUAUGGUUGUACAGGAUGUAAGUUCUAUCUCCAUCAGGUGUGCAGUGAUAAGUUUCCCAGGACACUUUCUCAUUCUUUUCAUCCUAACCACCCUCUUCGCGUAGCCUAUACCUCCCCAUUUACUAACUGCAAUGGUUGUUUAAAGUUGUGUGAUACUGAUACCCCUUUGUAUGUGUGCGAGAUGUGCAACUUCAGACUUGAUUUUGACUGCGCUAAACUCUCGCCUUCCUUAAAACUUGACUGUCACCAUCACCUUCUCACUUUUUUCAAAGAUUUUAAUAACGGAGGUGUAUGGGAAUUUCCACGGCAAUAUCCAUAUUGCAAAGUAUGUGGCAAGCAUUGUGGUGUCGCUAGCAUUUAUCACUGUGUGUAAUGCGACUUUAAUCUCCAUUUGAAAUGUGUUGUACCAGCUUCAGCUACACAUAAAUAUCACAUACAUCCACUUACCAUGAUGGAAUUGAUUAAAGAAGAUGAUUCUGAAAAGUAUUAUUGUGAUGUUUGUGAGAAUGAAAGAAAUCCGAAAGAUCCCGUGUAUUAUUGUCAAAGUUGCACAUUCAUAGUUCAUAUUCAAUGUGUACUUGAUCAGGAUAAAGUUGCAUUGGGAAAGGUCCCAUCCUCCUCACCCCCGCCCAUGGAAAACAAAGCUUUGUUUGUGGAGCAGAAUGAAGGGAGUGAUGUCAUCCACACUCUGGUUUACAACUUUAUUAAAUGAAUAUGUUACAAUAUGUUUUUUUCUCUAAUGAUUUUAUUAAUAACUAAUCACUUGAAUAACUACACAAAAAACUUAACCCAA